Molecule: messenger RNA, 2205 nt
Organism: Coregonus clupeaformis (lake whitefish)
Lineage: Eukaryota; Metazoa; Chordata; Actinopteri; Salmoniformes; Salmonidae
Gene: snx17
Product: sorting nexin 17
Exons: 15
Coding region: 742-2172 (476 amino acids)
Biological process (GO): signal transduction; intracellular protein transport
Cellular component (GO): early endosome
Molecular function (GO): phosphatidylinositol binding
Source: RefSeq, a predicted model, not a curated record
ACUGUUGCAACGCUUCUUGAUGAGCUACUUGAUACAUCUUUGCUGGACGGCUACAAUGUAGCCAGUUUUAUUGGAUUUGGAUCACGUCUGUUUUCCGAACCGCUUGCUCGCCCAAUGCAUCCUAUUUAGGAAAAACUUCAAGACACAGAAAGAGUUACAAAAAAAAUAGGCUACAACACAUCGGUGCUUGUUUUCUCGUUUGUACAUUUUAGGGCAGUGACUGGGGUUUGCAGGAGCAAACUGCGUCUUUUCAUUGGAAAGUUCUAAUGAUUACGCAAGUGAAUGGAAUUGUCGGCACGAAUUGAAAAACGGAUUGCUGUAACAGCGUCAACGGUGAAUGUUUUUUGGACCACCACACACAGAGUCGACGAAUAAGUACAAUUUUACUGCCAACAAUGAAGGUGGAAUUACCUACAUCUGCAACAUGGCUGCUACGGCGACGCUAGUGGGAAAAGUUGAAGUUUAGAGCACUGACGCGGGGGGAAGUUUUAUACUGAUCCAGUACAGUGCAGCAGGAAUUGUUGGAUAAAGAACAUCUGGGUUUUUUUCGUCGCAUCGGAUUGAACAACGUACAUAACACGGUGGAAUGCCCGACUAAGAGCGGAGGAGUACAAGACCACUUUCUUCUUCAAAUGAUUGUGGUCAUCAUCACCAAGCAAUCGCGUGGACUUUCUCUUCAAGAUUUGUCAUUUCCAUCCUAAAUAGUGGACACCUCGUCCAGUGGGCCAUCUGAAAUCUAAAAUGCAUUUCUCCAUUCCCGAAACGGAGGUUCGUUCGGGAGAAAAUGGAUCAACAUAUGUGGCCUACAACAUCCAUGUGAACGGUGUUCUCCACUGUCGUGUCCGCUACAGCCAGCUCCUGGGCCUACACGAACAGAUAAAGAAGGAGUAUGGGAACAACUUGGUGCCUGCUUUCCCCCCAAAGAAGAUCUUCACGCUGACGCCGGCUGAUGUGGAGCAGAGACGUGAACAGUUGGAGAAAUACAUGCAAGCUGUGCGGCAGGACCCCAUGCUCGGAGCCUCAGAGAUGUUCAACAGCUUCCUAAGGAAAGCCCAGCAGGAGACCCAGCAGAUCCCAACCGAAGAGGUUUGUCUGGAGAUAUACCUGUCUAACGGCCAGAAGGUCAAGGUCAACAUCCUGACCUCCGACCAGACAGAGGAUGUCCUCGAGGCUGUUGCGUCAAAGCUGGACCUUCCCGAUGACCUGGUUGGUUACUUCAGUCUCUUCCUGGUUCGAGAAGGAAUGGACGGUGGCUUAACGUUUGUGAGGAAGCUACAGGAGUUUGAGCUACCAUAUGUAUCGGUCACCAGCUUACGGAGCUCAGAGUUCCACAUCAUGCUGCGAAAAAGUUACUGGGACACGGCGUAUGACAGUGAUGUAAUGGACAACCGAGUGGGACUGAACCUAUUAUACGCUCAGACGGUGUCGGACAUAGAUGGAGGCUGGAUACUCGUUAACAAGGACCAGCACAGACAGCUCAAGUCACUGCAGGAGAAAGGCUCCAAGAAGGAAUUCAUUUUGCUAGGUCAGACGCUGAAGUACUUCGGCUACAUCAAGUUUGAUCCGUGCGUGACAGACUUCCCGGAGAAGGGCUGUCACGUGAUCGUCUCCGCGGGCAACAACGAGCUCAACUUCCAGGUCAAGCUGCCCAAUGAACAGAUGAAGGAGGGGAGCUUCAAGGUCACGCGCAUGAGGUGCUGGCGGGUCACUUCUUCUCAGGUCCCAGUAGCGAACGGCACAUCCUCCCCAACCCCGGCCCCCUGCUCCUCAGCCAAGUGUGAGGUGAAGUUGGAGCUGGCCUUCGAGUAUCUGAUGAGCAAAGACCGCCUCCAGUGGGUCACCAUCACCAGCCCACAGGCGAUCAUGAUGAGCAUCUGUCUUCAGUCGAUGGUCGAUGAGCUGAUGGUGAAGAAGUCAGGAGGCAGCAUCAAGAAGAUGCUGAGGAAACGUCACAAUGGCUCCCUACAUCGGUCUGAAAGUCAGCAAGCUGUGAAAUCCCCCCCUCUACUGGACUCUCCUGACCCAAACCGAGACCAGAUUGUCAAACUCUCAACUAAGCUGAGCUCUGUGUCUCUCAGAGGGAUCAGUGCCUCCAACUCAGCCAAUGACAUCAGCGGCAACGAUUUCCAUGGCAACUACGCCUUCGAGGGGAUCGGGGACGACGACCUGUAAUAUUCCCCCUCCCCCCCCCCACCCCUCCCCCUC